AUGAAAGGAAUGCGUGGAGGUAAAGGAAAGGAUACGGAUGAUGAUUUUUCCCCCAAUUCAAUGCCAAACCUAGAAAUAUUUAAAGGAAUUGACACAAACAAGGAUGGAGAGAUUGAUGAUGAUGAAUUUGAAGCACAACGUGAAUUGUUUGAUUUUUUGGGUAGAAUGCCUAAUUUGGAUGAUGAUGAUGAGGAAUUGGAUGAGAAAGAAAUUGUUGAUCGUUUGAGAAUAUUUCGAUGCUAA
Messenger RNA from Meloidogyne enterolobii, 243 nucleotides. The record is from the annotation of a GenBank genome assembly. NCBI's taxonomy places the organism in Eukaryota, Metazoa, Nematoda, Chromadorea, Rhabditida, Meloidogynidae.